Messenger RNA from Lolium perenne, 2830 nucleotides. Its product is annotated as pentatricopeptide repeat-containing protein At1g77360, mitochondrial. The record is from RefSeq and is a predicted model, not a curated record. Lineage: Eukaryota; Viridiplantae; Streptophyta; Magnoliopsida; Poales; Poaceae. Gene Ontology annotation, molecular function: protein binding.
GGCUUGGCCGAAGCAUUCCAGUUCACCAGAUAUUCUCCUGCACCGGUGAUUGCCCAGUCGCCGCCGGCCGCCAGCCGCCGGGGAGCACUUCGCCUCUUGGUCUUGGAUAUCUGACCUUGGUGAGCCAGUGGACUAGUGGAGUACGAGGAUUAUCUCGGAGCUGGACCAUAGCUGCUUGUGAAAGUGCCGAUAGCGGCAUGGGCGGAUUCAGCCACACCUGUUCGGAGGCACGCAAGGUGUUUACCAGAAUGCUUAGCAGCGGGGUUGGAGGAAACGACCUCGCCGUGGAGGCUUUUGACCCGGCCAAGCGCCUCUUCAAGCUCAUCAUCUCCUGUCGGCAUGCCUCUGGGCUCGAGAUCGAGCUCGAUCACUGUGACCUCCGUGUCACCCCCGAUGUCGCCGAGCGUGUCCUGGAGCGCCUUGACAACGCUGGCAUGCUCGCAUACAGGUUCUUCGAGUGGACGCGCAAGCAGAAGCGUGGGGGCUGUGCCCAUACUGUCCGCUCCUACCACACAGUGGUCACGUCCCUUGCCAAGAUCCGUCAGUACCAGCUCAUGUGGGAUGUUGUUGCCAUCAUGCGCAGGGAGGGUGUGGUCAAUGUCGAGACGUUUGGCAUCAUCAUGCGCAAGUAUGCCCGGGCUCAGAAGGUUGAUGAAGCUGUUUACACGUUCAAUGUCAUGGAGAAGUAUGGUGUGGUACCCAACCUUGCCGCUUUCAAUAGCCUGCUUGGUGCGCUCUGCAAGUCUAAGAAUGUGCGCAAGGCGCAGGAGAUCUUUGACAAGAUGAACGGCCGGUUCAGCCCUGAUGCCAAGACAUAUAGCAUCUUGCUUGAGGGCUGGGGGAGAGCGCCUAAUCUCCCAAAGAUGCGAGAGGUCUACAGUGAGAUGCUUGAUGCAGGUUGCCAACCUGACAUAGUCACGUAUGGCAUCAUGGUUGAUUCUCUCUGUAAGACGGGCCGUGUUGAAGAAGCCGUCCUUGUGGUGCAGGACAUGAGCACCAGGGGCUGCCAACCAACAACCUUCAUAUAUAGUGUGCUAGUGCACACCUAUGGUGUGGAAUACAGGAUUGAGGAUGCUGUUGCAACAUUUUUGGAUAUGGAGAAGGAUGGGAUUGUACCAGAUGUUGUGGUUUAUAACGCACUCGUCACUGCAUUCUGCAGAGUGAAAAAAUUUGAGAAUGCAUUCAGAGUCAUGGAUGACAUGGAAGGCCAUGGAAUAACUCCGAACUCAAGGACCUGGAACAUCAUCCUUAACAAGCUGAUUAGCCUUGGAAAGGAUGACGAAGCAUACAGGGUCUUUCGCCGUAUGAUAAAGCGUUGCCAACCAGACUCUGAUACAUAUACCAUGAUGAUAAAGAUGUUUUGUGACAAUGACAGGGUAGAGAUGGCACUGAAGGUGUGGAAGUAUAUGAGGUUGAAGCAGUUUCUGCCUAGCAUGCACACAUUCUCUGUGCUGAUCAAUGGGCUGUGUGACAAGGGUGAGGUUAGCCAGGCUUGUGUUCUUCUUGAAGAUAUGAUAGAGAAGGGCAUUAGACCUCCAGGUUCGACAUUUGGCAAGCUAAGACAGCUGCUUCUAAAGGAAGGAAGGAAGGAUGUGCUUGACUUUCUCGUUGACAAAAUGAAGAUUCUGAUACAGGAACCUUUGUUUGAUUGACCACUCAUUACGUUCCAAUGUUUGUCAACGUCCAACUUGGGCAUUAGAGUAAGCCUGCCAUGCUCCAUAUGGAAAAGAAGUGGCAGAGCAAGAUGCUCGAAGAAACUCAGGUGCAGUGGCAGUAACAAUGUGGUGUUGGCCAAGUGCGGUGGCGGAACCAACCAUGCCGUGUGGGCUGAGCAUGAUGACAAAGGUUUGUAAUGUGCAUGGUAUGCUUGACAAAAAUCCUACGAGUAAUGUUAUUAAUCUAUGAUAUCAGUGUAUACCAUGGAUAGUUGCUUCUGUUUUGAUGAAUGAUGCUAGCUAGCUAGUUUUAUUUGGAACCCAUGUAACUGUCUAUUGCCGGGAUCUCUUUUACCAGUGAGAUCCCCUUUGAUUAUCCUCAAAUAAAUUUAUGUUUUGGUGUUCUUCUCAUUUUCCUGUUCAUGUAGACCUUGAUUGUAGCUGCAAAUUUCUUCGGGAAUUAGUGUGCUCACAACUGACUCAAACUAUAUAUGUCCAUUUUAUAUCCUCCAGCUAUCAUACUAAUUUUGAGGUCUUUUAUAUGAAAUGUUCCUUUCAUCAGAUUAGGCUAUUAUCACAGAUUCAGUAUAGAUGAGCUAUCCUCCAGCUAUCAUAUAACCAUGUAAGAUGUGCAUACAAUGUUUUUCAUUGGUGAAUUUCCCUAUGAUCUAAGUCUAUUAAUAGUGCAUAUUUCUUGUUCAUAAUCUUUGCGUGCUUCUUAUUCACAAAUUCAGUAUAAAACAGUAAUUAGGGCAUAUACCUUGAUAUAGUUAACUUCUUAAAGUAUGUAUUGCUUACUUGGGUACACACAAACUUUUAUUGCGUCCUGCAGGUUUGGAGUUAACCUAUACUAAAACUGGAAUUGUCUUCUCACAUCACUCUUUUGUGGUUAAUCAAGGAGCAUCCUACAUCUAAAAAGAAAAGGAACACACUAUUUUUUAUCAUAACUCCAUUUAUGUAAUUCUAGAGAGAGAGAAAAGGAUAAAUAGUUGUGCCUGCUACUCUACAUUAGGUUUAAAAUGUGCCUGGUUAUAUCAGCAAGAUGUUUUGGUUAAAGAAACAAUAGUCAACAAUCAGUUUGGUUUGUAAUUAGAUCCCUAAGACCAUGUUGUUUUGCACUUCAGAGUUUAUCUUUCUGUAAUAAUGAACUAAUGAUGAAUGGACACAUAAAUACA